This is a messenger RNA of Salvia hispanica, 627 nucleotides long. Its product is annotated as glutaredoxin-C9-like. The record is from RefSeq and is a predicted model, not a curated record. NCBI's taxonomy places the organism in Eukaryota, Viridiplantae, Streptophyta, Magnoliopsida, Lamiales, Lamiaceae.
GAAUGCAGAAAGCAUGAGAUUUCAAGGCCGCCAGACACUUCUCCUGUGCUACUGUACCACCUAUAUGCCUGCCUCCACUACAUCCAAUCGCAGAUCGCAGCAAUGGAGGUAGCGAAAGGCGUCCGAUCUGCGGUGAGGAUCAACGGCUGCGCGGAUCAGGCGGCGUCGGACUUCGAAUCGGUGUGCGAGAAGGUGAGCGCGCUCGUCUCCGGCAACGCGGUGGUCGUCUUCACCAUCAGCGGCUGCUGCAUGUGCCACGUCGUCAAGCAGCUCCUCUUCGGCCUCGGCGUCGGUCCUACCGUCGUCGAGCUCGACCGCGACGCCUCCGGCGGCCAGAUCCUCGCGCUGCUGCACCGCCUCUCCGCCAGCGGCGGAGGAAAGCCUGUUCCGGCGGUCUUCGUCGGCGGAAAGUUCCUCGGCGGGAUCGAGACCGUCAUGGCCUGCCACAUCAGCGGAUCGCUCGUUCCGCUCCUCAAAAACGCCGGUGCUCUCUGGCUCUGAUCUCUUCUCCUCCUGUUACUUUAACUAACUCCUUUAACCUAUUUCCGUUUCAUCAUCACAUAUGCAUGAAGAGAUUUGUGACAUAUUUCAUGUACAUAAAUUAUGCUAUGUUAUCAUAAAAACUCA